UUCAUUUCACGGCUCUGUCCUUCUCACCCGCCCCAGGUUUGUCAGGACAGACGCUUACGUGAGAGCGAUGACGGAGAAAAGGAUCGUGAUAACAGAAUUUGGCACCUACGCCUACCCAGACCCCUGCAAGAACAUCUUCUCCAGGUUUUUCUCCUACUUCAAAGGUGUGGAGGUCACUGAUAACGCCCUCGUUAACAUCUACCCCGUCGGCGAAGAUUACUACGCCUGUACCGAGACCAACUUCAUAACCAAAAUUAACCCAGAUACGUUAGAGACAAUUAAGCAGGUGGAUCUCUGUAAAUACGUGUCCGUCAACGGGGCGACAGCUCAUCCCCAUAUUGAAAACGACGGGACGGUUUAUAACAUCGGCAAUUGCUUUGGGAAGAACUUUGCGCUGGCUUAUAACAUCAUACGGAUUCCUCCGCUCCAGGCAGACAAGGAAGACCCAAUAAACAAGUCAGAGGUGGUGGUGCAGUUCCCCUGCAGCGACAGGUUUAAGCCUUCUUACGUUCACAGCUUUGGCCUGACCUCCAACUACAUCGUGUUUGUGGAGACACCGGUGAAAAUCAACCUCCUCAAGUUCCUCUCCUCCUGGAGCCUUUGGGGAGCCAACUACAUGGACUGCUUCGAGUCCAACGAGACCAUGGGGGUCUGGCUCCACGUGGCAGAGAAGAAGAGAGGCCGGCUGCUCAACCUCAAGUACCGCACCUCGGCCUUCAACCUCUUCCACCACAUUAACACCUACGAAGAGAACGGAUUUCUGAUCGUCGACCUCUGCACCUGGAAGGGGUUCGAGUUUGUUUACAAUUACCUCUACUUAGCCAACCUACGAGCAAACUGGGAUGAAGUGAAGCGCCAGGCGGAGAAGGCCCCGCAGCCCGAAGCCCGCAGAUACGUGCUGCCCCUCAACAUCGACAAGGCCGACACGGGUAAGAACUUGGUCACCCUGCCCCACACGACCGCGACAGCAACGCUGCGCAGUGACGAGACCAUCUGGCUGGAGCCAGAAGUGAUCUUCUCAGGGCCACGCCACGCUUUUGAAUUUCCACAGAUCAAUUACAAGAAACAUGGUGGGAAACCGUACACGUACACGUACGGGCUGGGGCUGAAUCACUUUGUCCCAGACAGGCUUUGCAAGCUGAAUGUUAAAACGAAGGAGACCUGGGUGUGGCAGGAGCAGGAUUCGUACCCAUCAGAGCCCAUCUUCGUUUCCCACCCGGAUGCUCUGGAGGAAGAUGAUGGGGUGGUGCUGAGCAUCGUGAUCAGCCCGGGCGCGGGGCCGAAGCCCGCCUACCUCCUGGUCCUCAACGCCAAAGACAUGAGCGAGGUGGCCAGGGCUGAAGUGGAGGUGAACAUUCCCGUGACAUUCCAUGGACUCUUCAAGAGAGCGUGACCGGUGACAUGUCACCUUAGGUUUCUUCCAGCUCCAAAAAAGGGUGCAAUCUCUGUUUACAAGCAC
This is a messenger RNA of Antrostomus carolinensis (chuck-will's-widow), 1459 nucleotides long. RefSeq names its product retinoid isomerohydrolase RPE65 (gene RPE65). Lineage: Eukaryota; Metazoa; Chordata; Aves; Caprimulgiformes; Caprimulgidae. Gene Ontology annotation, molecular function: all-trans-retinyl-ester hydrolase, 11-cis retinol forming activity; retinol isomerase activity; beta-carotene 15,15'-dioxygenase activity. Gene Ontology annotation, biological process: retinal metabolic process; zeaxanthin biosynthetic process. The record is from RefSeq and is a predicted model, not a curated record. The transcript is spliced from 11 exons. Bases 68 to 1393 code for a protein of 441 amino acids.